This is a messenger RNA of Panonychus citri (citrus red mite), 1609 nucleotides long. RefSeq lists its product as uncharacterized. Gene Ontology annotation, molecular function: cysteine synthase activity. Gene Ontology annotation, cellular component: cytoplasm. NCBI's taxonomy places the organism in Eukaryota, Metazoa, Arthropoda, Arachnida, Trombidiformes, Tetranychidae. The record is from RefSeq and is a predicted model, not a curated record. The transcript has a single exon. The coding region runs from base 329 to 1291 and encodes 320 amino acids.
GAUGAUUUAAUUCCCGGGGAAAAUUAACUAUUGAGACUUUGAUUAUCUAAGGGACUUAAUUGUGUAAUAGACAAUUUAUUAAUAAGUUUUAUCAAAGUGAAACAUUGAUUAUAACCGAUAAGUGUUCACUUGAUUGUGCUAAUUGUUUAAGUGUAUUUCUCACAAUCAGUCGCCCCAAUCUGAUUGCUUAAUUGUGGUAGAUACAAAAUCAGUAUAAAAGUGAUCACUUUCAAGAAAGUUACUAUUUUUGUCCAUUGACAACAAAUUGUGAACAUUGUUUUUACUUUUGUUGAUUAAGUAAUUUACUUUGAUAGUAGACUAAAUCACUAUGACCGAUCGAACUGUUGAUCGUUUGAAUGGGAUCACCCCGAGUGCUUUGGAUCUAAUUGGUAAUACCCCGUUAAUUGCUCUCGAUCGUUUAUGGAAAGGACCUGGUCGAUUGUUGGCUAAAUGUGAAUUUCUUAAUCCAACGGGAAGUCUUAAAGAUCGUUCAUCGCUUUUUAUGAUCACCAAAGCUCGAGAAUCGGGUAAACUAAACGAUGGUGAUCCUGUAAUCGAAGUGACCUCAGGUAAUCAAGGUGGUGGAAUCGCUUGUGUUACAGCGGUUUUAGGUCAUCCGUUUACUGUGGCGAUGUCAAAGGGUAACAGUCCACAACGAGCGAUAAUGAUGAAAGCUCUUGGUGCUAAUUGUAUUCUUACCGAUCAGGUUAAUGGUAAACCAGGUAAUGUUACAGCUGAUGAUGUGGCCGCUGCCGAAGAGGCCGCGAUGAAAGUGAAAGAUGAGAUUGGCGCUUAUUAUGUUGACCAGUUUAACAAUCAAACCAAUUGGUUGGCUCAUUAUGAGAUGACUGGACCAGAGAUUUGGCGACAAACCGCUGGUAAAAUUGACGCUUUUCUGAUCGGCUGUGGAACUGGUGGUUGUUUUGUUGGAACAUCGAAAUUUUUGAAAGAGAAAAAUUCUAACAUCAAAUGUUUCGUAGUUGAACCAGAGGGCUGCCAACCAAUCGAAGGUUGUACAAUAACCAAGCCACUUCAUCUUCUUCAGGGGUCAGGGUAUGGGUGCGUUCCAACUCUAUUCAAGCCCGAACUGUAUGAUGGUACAAUGGCCGUUUCGGAUGAAGACGCAGUUAAAUAUCGUAAACUUUUAGGUCAAAAGGAAGGACUUUAUUGUGGCUACACAACCGGGGCCAAUAUCGCAGCAGCAAUCAAAUUACUCCAAUCAGGUAAACUACCAAAAGACGCUGUGGUCGUUACAAUCCUUUGCGACAGUGGCCUUAAAUAUCCCGAAUAGUUUUCAAUCAACUGAUGUUAACCCGAAAUCGAGUUGAAUGGGAUCAUUUUUGAUUGAAAAUGAAUACAUAUCAUCAUCAUUCAAAUAGUAAUCAGGAUAAGUGAACAUGAAUCGAAUGUGACAUUUGAUGAAUGAACAGUUCGAAAAAAAUUACACUCUUACUCGAGGAGAAGCUUUUAAGAAAAUAAGCAAUUUCUAUUCUAUUUCUAUUAGUGGAAAAGAUUUUCAUGGAAAAUACUUGAGAAAAUUCAUCUUCCCACCUUAGGCGAAGAAGAAAAAAAUGUUCAAUUCCAUAAAUAAAGUAACUUGAACUCGAAA